AUGUCAGUUCAUAUCCAGUCUCUUCGCAAAGUCGUAGUGACAGGAAUCGGAGUUGUGUGUCCUCUGGGCAACACGCUGGGCGAUGCGUGGACAGCUUUACUUGAAAAUAAGCAUGGAAUGACCACGCUUGAAGAGGCGUUGACACAUCAACAGCUAUCAGAAAAGACCUUGACGCGUGAACUAGCGCUCGCGAAGCUCUUGCCGUGCCAAGUAGCCGCCCCUGUAAAGGGGAUUGAAACUGACAGUCGUACUGCUCGAUUUGUGCGCAUGGCUUUGAUGGCUGGGAAUGAGGCAGCAGCCCAAGCUGGGUUACCUCAGUGGUUGAAUGAUGGCGACAAUGAUGAUAUCGUUCUGCGGAAACGAAACCGCGUCGGGGUCUGUGUAGGAAGCGGCAUGUCAGGAGUUCGAGAAAUUUCAGAGGCUUUACACGCUGUGGAAGACAACAAUUCGUUACGAAGACUAUCGCCACAUUUUAUUCCAAAGGUGUUGACGAAUUCUGCAUCUGGACGACUAUCUCUGGAGCUGGGCCUUAGGGGGCCGAAUCUAUCUCCCUCGACAGCCUGUGCAGCGGGAUCGCAUGCAAUUGGCGAUGCGAUGAGAUUUAUAAAAUAUGGUGCUGCAGAUAUGAUGUUGGCUGGUGGAGCUGAGGCUUGUAUUGACCCCCUCUCAAUGGGUGGAUUCUGCCGGCUUCGUGCGUUGUCUACAUCGUUUUCACCUGGAGAAUCUUCGCGUCCUUUUGAUGCGUCGCGAAAUGGAUUCGUUGUGGGUGAGGGAGCAGCUGUACUGGUGCUGGAAGAGAUGGAGCAUGCUAGGGAACGUGGCGCGACAAUACUUGCAGAGCUUGCAGGCUACGGUUGUUCAGGCGAUGCAUUUCAUAUUACGGCGCCAGAUACAGAGGGACGUGGUGCGUGCCAAGCAAUUGCCAUGGCAUUACAUGAAGCAGGACUCGAUGGCAUGGAUGUCGACUACGUGAAUGCUCACGCCACGUCCACACCCAAGGGUGACGAGAUCGAAGCAAGAGUCAUCGAUCAGGUUUGUAAGAGCGAAUCUCUGUCUAUAAGUUCCACUAAAGGUGCUACGGGCCACUUGCUUGGCGCGGCUGGUGCGGUUGAAGCCGCAUUUACAAUUCAAAGCCUAGUCACGAAGGUUGUUCCUCCUACACGAAAUUUGGUCAACUUCGAUUUUGAUUCAAGGUCCGAUUAUCCUAUAGCUCGGAAAGAAAAGCCGUCUAUGUCGAUUGCCAUCAACAAUAGCUUUGGAUUCGGAGGAACCAACGCUUCGCUUGUAUUCAAGUCAUUAGACUAG
Molecule: messenger RNA, 1305 nt
Organism: Cylindrotheca closterium
Lineage: Eukaryota; Bacillariophyta; Bacillariophyceae; Bacillariales; Bacillariaceae
Source: the annotation of a GenBank genome assembly